UUAAGCUGUGGUGCCAGAACUGGCGCAAUGGCGGUGUAUUGUUGAAUGUAUUUAUAUUUUAUUAGAUGUUUAUUUAUGUAAUAUUUGUUAAGUUAUUUAAGAUUACUAAACAUAUAGAUGUCGAUACAACAAAUAGGCUCAAGGGCUGUUACUUAAAAUAAUUUGUGAGGUUACUUUCAUACAGUUUAUGUAAGUGUUCCCUUACGAAAUAUUUAUCGCUAUUGCGAAUUUAUGGUAAUUUGAAUUUAAUGAGUUUCUACAGUAUAAAAUACGCGAAUAAUCCAUUGUUAGAGUUUAAAUUGGUUUAAAUCAAUACAGCAGUUUCUACAAACAAGGUCGUUGGGCUCAAUACCGCAAUGAUUAAACGAUCGGUCAUAUCUACGUAACGAAAUGCUAUCAACACUGUCGGAGUACAAAGUUCGAUAAGAAAACAUGACUGUGAAGUCGAAGCUUCUUAAAGCUUUAAUUCUUGGUGCUCCAGCAUCAGGAAAAGGCACCAUAUCAUCACGUAUUGUAAAAAGAUACAAUGUAGAACACAUAUCAAGUGGAGACAAACUCAGAGACCACAUACAAAGGCAGACGGACUUGGGAAAGGAAGUAAAAGCAUAUUUGGACGAAGGUAAACUUGUGCCAGAUAAUGUAAUGAUAAAGUUUAUGAUUACGGAGUUAGAUAAGGUUCCUAAUAAGCCUUGGUUAUUGGACGGUUUCCCAAGAACAGUGGGGCAAGCACAAGCCCUGUGGAAGGUUCAGCCAGUUGAUGUGGUUUUGAACCUUGCUGUACCUUUUGAUGUAAUCAUAGACCGAGUGAAAAACAGAUGGGUGCAUUUACCAUCGGGAAGGGUGUAUAACAUUGGUUUUAACACACCAAAAGUUGACGGCAAAGAUGAUAUCACAGGAGAAGACUUGGUCCAACGACCAGAUGACAAGCCUGAAGCAGUUAAGAAAAGGCUUGAGAUCUACGACAGUAUAACUCGGCCUGUAAUUGAUUUUUACAAGGAUAUCGGCAUACUGAAAGAGUUUCCCGGACGCACAUCAGAUGAAAUCUGGCCAAAAGUCACAACUUAUUUAGAUCCAAUAUUUAAGAUGUAGAUGUAGUAGUAGCAAUGGUUUGUAUUGCUGUAGAUUAGUAAUGUGAUGGGUGCUAAGAUAUAAAAAUGUUAUAUUUGUAUACUGGUUGCUUUUUAUGUAUUACUUUGCUAUUCAAAAUAUUACCAAUAUACAAUAAUGUAUGCGUGAUAUACAAAAUAACUUUAUUAUCAUGUUUGUGAUAAAUUUGUUGAAAAGUAAAUCAAAUUUACUUUGUGUGGAUUUUUGUUAUGUUUUAAUUUGGUAUACAAAAUUUUAUGGAAUUGUAUGUGUAUAGUUAAUAAUUGUAUAUGGGUAUAUUUUUAUUUUACAACUUUGUUCUUAAUUUUGUUCUGUUACAUGUUAAGUAAAAAUGGCAAAUACAAAACAAUGAAUAAUUAUUCUGACAAUACUAUAAUUGUUCUUAUAUAGUGUGUAAUGUAUUCACAUAAUGCAAUAUUCAAAAUACAAAUCAAUAUGGUAGCUCAACAAAAUCAAAUGAAUGUUUUUUUCAUUUGCAGUUGUCUAUAAUUGUCUUACAAAAUUAUUCUAAUUUUAACAUAUUCGUGUGAUUCCUCAUUCAAAUUAUACUAAAUUGGGUUCCUGUUUUCCAAUAUCUUAUAAAAUGUACUUAAAUUCGAAUGUAGAAAGGCAAAGCUGUCAUUAUAGUGCCUUAUGAAGGGCAAUAUUUAUAUAAAUACAGAAGCUUGAAGGAAUUGUUAUUGAUGUAGAGUGUAGACCUAGUGUAGUUUUAGUACAGUGAUAUACAAUACAUAUUGUUAUUGUAACAAAUAAGCACAAAUAUGUUCACAACAUUAGUAUUAAGUUUUAUUUAUUUUAUAUACACUUUAUAUUUUACUCUUCAUAUGUUAUAAAUUUGCUCUGUACUUGUUGUUUUGCCCGAAUAAACACGUAUUUACGUUUA
Manduca sexta (tobacco hornworm) is the source of this 1990-nucleotide messenger RNA. It is a transcript of the gene Ak3, whose product is annotated as GTP:AMP phosphotransferase AK3, mitochondrial. Gene Ontology annotation, molecular function: ATP binding; AMP kinase activity. Bases 433 to 1089 code for a protein of 218 amino acids. Gene Ontology annotation, cellular component: mitochondrion; cytoplasm. Lineage: Eukaryota; Metazoa; Arthropoda; Insecta; Lepidoptera; Sphingidae. The record is from RefSeq and is a predicted model, not a curated record. Gene Ontology annotation, biological process: nucleobase-containing compound metabolic process. The transcript has a single exon.